This is a messenger RNA of Zophobas morio, 969 nucleotides long. RefSeq lists its product as uncharacterized. NCBI's taxonomy places the organism in Eukaryota, Metazoa, Arthropoda, Insecta, Coleoptera, Tenebrionidae. The coding region runs from base 1 to 969 and encodes 322 amino acids. The transcript is spliced from 6 exons. The record is from RefSeq and is a predicted model, not a curated record. Gene Ontology annotation, molecular function: protein binding.
AUGCCUUUAUUUCUGGGAACCACCGUGUUUUCGUCGUCUCAGUUUCCGUCACGAAGUCACGGGUGUAUGUGUGACGCAGUUAGUGCAGAGAAGUGCAGUGUUUUCGUUCUUUUUGUGGUUUUUCUUAAUAUUUGUAGUUACAAAAAGGUAAUUAUGGAAGUUGAAGUUAAAGAUUACCUAGACAAAUGGGGUCUGGCCCAUUUAUGGGAGAGUUUUCAAGAACAGGGUGUAGAUUUUGCAGCCUUUAUUAACCUAACGGAGGAUUUAAUAAAGGAACUUAUUCCAAAAAUAGGAGAUAGAGCAAAGUUUUUGUCCCACUUUAAACGUUUAAAAACUGACAUCUGUAUUGUGGAUAUCGAGAGUUCUGAUGGUCCAUCUACCAGCAAACGGAACCAUAGCGUGUCUGAUUUGAAUUUUAUUUCACGACCUCUCUAUAAUUUGGAAAAUUCGUUGUCACCUGCUUCAACGACAUCAUUAAACAGUUUGGCUGUCGAUGAAAAUCCAAUAUUAUCUGAUGCUAGCUUUACUUCUAUCUGCUCGACUCCUUCACAGUCAUCUACACCGUUAAAUGAAAUUAUAUCCAAAGAGUACGAGGAUUUUUUUCAAGAUAAAGCACUAGAUUUUGUACCUGUUCCCUAUAAAAGGCAAAAUGCCUUCAUUGGCAAUCCCACAGUAGGGGAUGAACCAAUUACCUAUGAUUUUGACCUAAAAAAAUGUUUAAAAAAAAGUGUUAAGGGACGUCAGUUGUUGCAAACAAAGUCCUCUGAAACGUCAUUAACACCUACCCUACAGAACAAUCUAGUAUCAAUCAUUAUUGAAGAAGAAUUGCGAACCCAUUUGGACAAAAGAACUCCUUCAAGACGGUUUAUUCAGCUUGCACGCUAUAUUAAACAGUUAUUUCCAAAGGAAAGAAUUGAAACAUAUUAUACACCGUACGUCAACGUGGAUGGAAAAUACAAAAAAGACUAA